CCCCCGGGUGAGGUGAGGUCUUCAGUGUGAAUCGGCAGUGGGCCGAGGUGAGGCCGUUUCCCUUACGCGCGCGUUCCCAUCCACCACGCUUCUCGGGCAAAAGGAUGAUAACUGGCUGACGAGCCCUCGUCGAGUGUCCGUUAUGGAAUUGGUUUAAAAUCGGGCAGCCGUCGAAGCUUGAUCAAAUCUCAUACAUCUUGCAAUCAUCCAUCUACAGCCUGACUUGAAGAAUGAAUUAAAGUCGAUUUCAACUAGUGAAUGUAUCCCUUGCAGUUCCCUUUUUAUAUUCUCUUAAAAAUCUUGCAAUAAAGUCAGUUUUAAUUCUCAGUGGACUAAAACUAACUCUUAAAAGAAUGGAGUUUAUGCAGUCAAAUUUCUUCAUAAGAGAUAUGAGCAAGUGCCUGUGUCUGCUUUAUAGACUUAUGACAGAUAUAUAGAACUAAGCUCAUUCAGAAAAUGGAGUUGCUGAUUAUCAAUAGAAUGGAAUAAUUAACAUAAGAAAAAAGGUUGAAAAAGUACGAGCAUGGCCGAUCAAAUGAGUGUUAUGGCACUCUUCGUCCUCACUGCUACCUCGGUAGCGUAUCUGCAAACAGAAACGAAAGACUUCGACUUUACGAAAGAUAAAGGUGUGAUGGACAUCAGUGAACACUUCUGGCUCGAGGAGGAUUGGUCUCCUUACAUAUACAAGCGCUCGGCUUUGUUGAAAAGGCUCCAGAAAAGAUCUCAAGGAGAUCUGUUUGACAGCCACGAUGAUGGAGACUUGAGCGAUUCUGUGGCCAAUUUGAUGCAACCGGUUGUACCUGAAAAUACUUUAAUUUUGCACACAAACUACAAAGAUGAUAUGCACUAUGCUUACGAAGACGUUUUAGAAGACGAUGAAAUUCUGCCGAGGGGAAAUACGAGUGAAGAUGGCGAGCAGGAUUCGCCAUUUGAGAUCGCAGAAAAUGACGACUACAUCGGCUUUGAUGGAGACUGGGGGAGGACAGAGUCCUUCGAUCAUUAUCCUUAUUUUUCGAACAAAACCCACACGAUGCUGGCACCUUACGAAACGUGCGAAGGGAAAUCGAACAAAGUACAACACAAAAUGAGAGACUACGAAAAUGAUUACGUCAUCGACGUGGCAGUGAUUGUGCCAUGCAAUGCCUCUCACCAGUACUCGAUGGUAAAGGUCCUCCCUGUGGUGGAGCUCGCAGUUCGCCACGUGAGGGAGACGGGACUUCGAGGACCCCUGGCUAAUUACACCAUUAAGGUCAGGUACAAGGAUUCGAAGAGCUCGUCGACCGAUGGCCCUUUGGCAGCUGUUGACCUCUACUUCAAAAAACAGGCAGAUGUCUUUCUGGGUCCCGUGGAUGAUUAUGUGUUGGCUCCUGUAGCCAGAUUUUCGGGAAGGUGGAAUAUACCUGUCCUGACUCCAGGAGGACGACCGACAGCUUUCGAUAUUAGAAAGGACUAUCCGCUACUCACCAGGCUAAAAGGAUUUCAUACUGAGGUUGGAAAGCUGUUCUCCUCUGUGGUAAAGCAAUGGGACUGGAAAAUCCUUGGCAUCAUCUACGAAGAAAAUGCCCCAGAUGCUGGGCAUUCUGUCUGCCACUUUACACUGUCGUCCAUCUACAAGAGUUUUGCUGUGAAACACAAACCUCUCGUCGAACAGUUCAACAAAAACACGACGGAUUUCGUCGAGAUUCUGAGCAAGUUCCAGAACGCGGCGCGGAUUCUGGUAGUGUGUGGCUCUCCAGAUAACGUGAGAAGACUCAUGCUGGCUGCUUCCGAACUCGGCAUGGCGGAAACGGGAGACUACGCCUUCUUCAACGUAGAGCUGUUUACUGGAACAUCAGCAAAUUACAAGCCUUGGUAUAAUGCUUCCGACACGGAUGAGGUUAACGAGAUUGCUAAGAAUGCCUUCGCGGCUGUAUUAACAGUCACGGCAAGGUCACCUUCAGGACCUCAGUACCAGGAUUUCUCAUUGCAAGUGAAACGCAUAGUAGAGGAGGAGUUCGGCUACGCCUACGAAGAAGACAUGGUCAACUCUUACGUAGCCGGAUUCUUCGAGGGCGUCUUGGUGUACUUCGCGGCCCUCAACGCCACUCUGCGGGAUGGUGGAUCCGUCAGGGACGGCAGAGACAUCGUCAGGCAUAUGUGGAACAAGACCUUUGAUGCCCAGGUUGUCCCUCCCUGGUUCACUGGAAACAUCACCAUCGACGCCAGAGGUGACCGGAAAGCCGAUUAUUCCCUCCUGGACAUGGAUCCAGCCACAGGAAUAUUUAAGUCUGUGGCAACCUAUUACGGAGAGAGCGAAAGCCUGGAAUUCACUGGGAAUAUAUCUUGGCCCGGGGGUCGACCACCGAGAGACCAACCCAUCUGCGGGUUCGACGGGUCCCUCUGCCCCACUGGAACCGGACCAUGGAGUAUAGUUGCCGGUUUAUUAGCAUCGCUCCUUGUUCUCAUGGGUAUCGUUAGUGGGUUCAUCUACAGGCACUACAAACUGGAAGCGGAUUUAGCGUCCAUGACUUGGAGAGUUUCCUGGGACGAUGUUGAGAUCAUCGACCAGACCAAAAGAGGAAAGUUCGGGUCUAAAAUCUCCAUUGGUAAAAUCAGUUUAAUUAGCAACGUGUCAGUGGAUUCUCUCGUAGGCAACAAACAGGUCUUCAUUCGAACUGGCAAAUAUAGGGGCGUAACCGUUGCCAUCAAGAAAGUGUCCAAAAAUAGAGUGGAUCUCGGCCGUCCUAUGCUGAUACAGCUAAAGAGGCUGAAGGACCUCCAGUACGACCACCUGGUGCGUUUCAUAGGAGUGUGUUUGGACCCUAAUCCCUACUGCGCCAUCUUCACCGAGUAUUGUCCGAGGGGAUCUCUCCAGGAUAUUCUGGAAAACGACGACGUCCAGCUGGACUCCAUGUUUAAAAUGUCCUUAAUGCACGACAUCAUAAAGGGAAUGGCCUUCUUGCACUCGAGUGAAAUACGCACCCACGGGAAUCUGAAGUCGAGCAACUGCGUUGUGGACUCGAGGUUUGUUCUCAAAAUCACUGAUUUUGGCCUCCACGGGCUGGACGACAGAGAAAGGAGUUACAGCUCGGACUCAUACGCUUACUGGAGACGGAAGCUAUGGACGGCGCCAGAGAUCUUAAGAAGCAUAAAUCCUCCUCCCGAAGGGACGCAGAAGGCCGAUGUGUACGCUUUUGCCAUCAUCGUUCACGAGGUUCUCUACAGAAGAGGUCCCUUCUAUGUCAGUACAGACGACUUCUCGCCAAGUCAAAUCAUCGAAAAUGUGAAAAACGGGGGCUUCCCAGCCUUCAGGCCUUCUACCGAAGACGAGGCUGAAGAGGAAGAGGUCAUCCAGCUGAUGAAGAGGUGCUGGGCGGAGGAGCCGACAGAGAGACCUGAUUUUCAACAGCUGAAGAACAUCAUUAGGAGACUUAAUAAGGGCAAUGAGAGCGGAAACAUCCUAGACAAUUUACUCUUCCGAAUGGAACAGUAUGCCAACAACCUCGAGGCUCUCGUGCAGGAGAGGACGGCCGACUACUUGGAAGAGAAGAGAAGAUGCGAGGAGGUCCUCUACCAGCUCCUCCCGAAAUCUGUAGCAAGUCAGCUUAUAGCCGGCAAAAGUGUCGUCGCAGAGACCUACGACUGUGUUACCAUAUACUUCAGUGACAUCGUGGGCUUUACUGCACUUUCUGCUCAGUCUACGCCUCUCCAGGUCGUUGAUCUUCUGAACGAUCUGUACACGCGCUUUGAUGCCAUAAUCGAAAAUUUUGAUGUUUAUAAGGUCGAGACCAUAGGAGACGCUUAUAUGGUAGUUUCGGGACUUCCUGUUAGAAAUGACACUCGCCACGUCCGUGAGAUUUCGGGCAUGUCCUUGGCUCUCCUGAAGGAGGUGGAGACGUUCACCAUUCGACACAGGCCUGAGGACAAACUCAAACUGAGGAUCGGCAUCCACACGGGACCAUGUGUGGCGGGCGUUGUGGGCCUCAAGAUGCCCAGGUACUGUCUCUUCGGUGACACCGUCAACACAGCCUCGAGGAUGGAAAGCAACGGCUUGCCACUCAAGAUCCACGUUUCUCCAACUACCUGUAAUUUGUUAAGGCAGCACUACCCCUCCUUCGUUUUAGAAUGCCGUGGAGAGGUCGAUAUGAAGGGCAAAGGAAAAGUCACAACUUACUGGCUACUGGGAGAACAUGAAGAUGACUCUGUGACGUAGUAGAUUCUGAAAACUGUGCUCUAAAAUUUGUGUGUUCAAUCAUAAAGACGAUCAGUAUAUAAGAAAAGAUGACACUAGACGUGGCGCAUUCCAUUUGAUUUGUAAAUGAUACAAAAAGUUCGUGAGAAAAGGAUGGUUAACGAGAUUAUGAACUCAAUGAAUUAUCCUUCAAUUUCCGUGUGAUGUACAAGUAAAGAAGUUUAUUAAACUUGAACGAGAGUGCCAGCCUCAAAGACGAUUAUAUUUUUUUUUUUUGCGUAAUAUUCCUAAAACUAUACUCACAAAUGCGUUUUGGCAUAUACUAUAUACAUACACACACAUUAUAUACUAUAUGCCAUAUAUAGGUGUGUGUGUGUGUGUGUGUAAACUCUUUUGAGGCUUAAUAUUCCACUGAUGAAAUUAUUAACGUUGCAUGUUAACGUUGUUCCUAAAUUAACUAUCUAGUGGUUGACGUUUUCUGUCUUCUGUACAAUUUACAAAUGUUUCAGUGUUAAUAAUACCAGGAAAAUAUUAAAAAAUAUAAAGACAAAGACUAAAUCAGUUUGUUUCAUGAAAACCUGCUGCUACACUAGAAUUUCGUCACUAGGAAUAAUACAGUCAAUGAAAGAGAUAAUUCAUUGUACUCAACAGAUAAGAAUAAAAAAUUUCUGUUGAUUAAACGUAAGGUUGUGAUGAUCCUCAGUAACUAGAGAUAUAAUUUUAUUGAUUCUUGUGAUAAAAAGGUAAAAGCUGAAUCUCUCUUGUUAUGUAUUGGAAAAAGGAUUGAUCGUGAAUCAUCAUUGGACGUAUUCAGUCUAACCUAGAAAUAGAUGAUAAGGACAAAUCUUCUCUCUGUGGAAUUGAAUUGCUGACUUGUGAUUUGCAGGUCACAAUAUACUCACCAAACCACAGGGAAAUAGAAUAUAUGAAACCAGAUACACUGAAAGUUAGGAAGCCUGCUAUACCCACGUAUAUGGUUUAACCGUCUCUACACCCCGCUACUUUGUUGUGGAGUGGGCAAUGGGUAAAAUCGCAGAUAUGGGUAUAGUAGGCUCUCUAUGAUUCUAAAGUAUAUGCAGUAGGAUAUCUGAUGCUAAGUGGCUAUAAUGUCGGCCUGAAAAAUCACGGGUCAGCUAUGGUUUAAAUCCCCAGAGGAAGUGGAAAAAUCACGGGUCAGCUAUGGUUUAAAUCCC
Molecule: messenger RNA, 5364 nt
Organism: Macrobrachium nipponense
Lineage: Eukaryota; Metazoa; Arthropoda; Malacostraca; Decapoda; Palaemonidae
Product: atrial natriuretic peptide receptor 1-like
Exons: 23
Coding region: 524-4192 (1222 amino acids)
Biological process (GO): cGMP biosynthetic process; intracellular signal transduction; receptor guanylyl cyclase signaling pathway
Cellular component (GO): plasma membrane
Molecular function (GO): protein kinase activity; ATP binding; peptide receptor activity
Source: RefSeq, a predicted model, not a curated record